AUGAUUCCAACCAGAGCACUCUGUUUCCAACAAAUAAUCGAUGAGUCGAACUACAUUCUUACGGAACUGACCAAUGUCAGACACCCGGGGAAUACGGACUGUUAUGGAAUUCUCAAAAGGAAAGAAGUCCCAAUUUCAUGCUUCGAACUGGAUACAGUUCAGAUUGAGAAUCGAUGCGAGACGGGAUAUGAAUCAAGAGAUUAUCCGAUCUCUUUCGGUAUUACGGACGAAAAUCAAAACCCACACGAGUUCGAGCCAGCAACCAAACGAAUGAAACUGGAGGACUCCUCUGUAGAUCAAGAGACGCCAGUCGGCUCAUACAGUUUGCCAAAACGUGGAGUUACUGGAGAACUCAACAACGCUAUCUUCAACUUCAAUCGUCCGAUGCCCUCUUCAUCACCCGAAAUCUCUUUUUCUUCCGUCUCGUCUUCUCUCUCAUUACCAACAUCAACCCAUUCUCAUUCAAUGUCAAUCGAGCAAGCUCUGGAUCUUUUGAGCACACCGAUCUCUUAUAAGAUCAACUUGAAUACCAAGGAAAUCGCCAGACAAAUGAGAGAGUGGUUCACACUUGCGAUCUGUUCCCAGGCAUUCUUCGCUGCACAUGUUCUUGGCGUUGCCCGGAACCGUUUCCAUAGAGUUCUCACCGUCCCACCACCAUUCGAUUCCUUGAAGUCUGGAAAGGAAUUGUAUAUCAAAAUGUACAAUUGGUUGAAGCUGACGGAGGAUGUGAAAAAGGAAAUCUUGUCGGUAUUUGGAAACAACGAUCAAAAGUCAAAGAAGAUUGCCCAAGAGCCAGAAGGCGAAGAGGAGGAGUACGAUUGUCCAAAGGAGAUUUCCCGGAAACGCCAAGCUUCACUCCAUUCGGAUACAUCUUCCUACUCAUCAUUGUCUCCUGACUCAUUCCUCGACACAUCGAUCACUGACGAGACAUUCAAUGCAAUCAUCAACAAGCAAAUCAAUUAUGUUAACACCAAAAAUAUCUCUAUUUUGAUGAAGAAUUGGCUCCAGAGAACUCAAGCGACUCAGAGGUGGUUUGCCAAAAAAAUCUUGGGAAGAAGCAGAAAGACACUCGGCCAAUGUCUGAAUAAGCCAAAGGACUGGAAAGAUUUGAGCCAAAAGAGGAAGUUCUACGUGAAGAUGCACAAUUGGAUGUGUCUGACGGAGGAGCAGAGACACGAGAUGAUGAAAGUUUACAAGGCGCCAAAUAUGGAAUAG
Caenorhabditis remanei is the source of this 1215-nucleotide messenger RNA. RefSeq lists its product as uncharacterized. Lineage: Eukaryota; Metazoa; Nematoda; Chromadorea; Rhabditida; Rhabditidae. The transcript is spliced from 4 exons. Bases 1 to 1215 code for a protein of 404 amino acids. Gene Ontology annotation, biological process: regulation of transcription by RNA polymerase II. The record is from RefSeq and is a predicted model, not a curated record. Gene Ontology annotation, molecular function: DNA-binding transcription factor activity, RNA polymerase II-specific; RNA polymerase II cis-regulatory region sequence-specific DNA binding. Gene Ontology annotation, cellular component: nucleus.